Molecule: messenger RNA, 4748 nt
Organism: Schistosoma guineensis
Lineage: Eukaryota; Metazoa; Platyhelminthes; Trematoda; Strigeidida; Schistosomatidae
Source: the annotation of a GenBank genome assembly
AUGCUGAUAUUUAGCAUUUUUCAAUUAAAUAUUGGAAUUUAUGCGAAUGACCUAAAAACUAAUUAUCAAGUAUUCGUAAAUAUGCAAGAGGAAUUAGGACGAACUGCAGUGGUAGCUGAUUUGAGAAAAUUGUUUGUUGAAGCAGUGUCCCAAACUUCUUCCAAUUUAAUUAUCAAUUCAAAUUUUGAGUUACAAUUUAAAUUUCUUGAACCAAAUCCUUUAUUUUUUCUUGAUACAUCAAAUCCACAUGAACAAUAUUUACGAGUGAAUUCUCGUGUGAACAGAGAAGCAGUUUGUUCAUCUGAACAAUUAUGCUGUUCAACAGGUAUUAGUUUCAAUGAAUACAACAAACAAUCCCCGGUAUUAGAUACAAAGCCAUGUAUUAUAGUUCUUUUACUUUUAGUUGACUUAGUAGAUAUUCGUAACAGACAGAAUAGUUUCAAAGAAUCUAUAUUACAGAUUAAUAUACACGUUUUGGAUAUAAAUGAUAAUGCACCUGAAUGGAGUGCUCAUGAAUCUCUUACAAUUUCAGCUCAACAUGUAGAUAAAAAUUCAAUUAUAUAUAAAAAAUUGCUAGAACUUAACAAACUUAUUCCAAAAUUAGACUUAACUAUAACAGAACAUACUGACAUAGGGACACGUAUCGCUUUACCUCAAGCUGCUGAUCCAGAUGCGAGACCAGAGAACACGACUUCCAUAUAUGGAAUAUAUGGACAAACAACUAAUGGAGCUUUCUCUUUAGAUUGGGACACAGUACCUGCUGACACUGAUUCUGCAUCACAUAAUACUGCUUCUGGUUUAUGGUUAAGGAUAAAUAUGGAUUUAGAUUAUGAAAAUCAGACAGUGCAUCAAGUUUUAAUCUAUGCUUCAGAUGCGGGUAAACCUUUACCCUUAACUGGAUAUCUAUUUAUAAAUAUCACAGUGACUGAUAUUAACGACCAUCCACCAUUGUUUCUUAAGAAAUUUGAUGAAAUUUGGAUUAAAGAACAUUCACCAAUUCGCACACAAAUUUAUCGUCCAAUAGUAACAGAUAAAGAUAUUACAGAUAGAUCACGUCUUAAAUUUGGUUUCUCACCAUCCAUUUUAGCUGACACAAAACAGUUAUUUCAAAUAGAUAAAAUGACUGGAUCAAUAUCGCUUUAUGGUCAAGUUGAUUUUGAACAUAUACAUAAGCAUCGCUUACCCAUAUUUGUUACCGAUGGCAAGUGGACUGAUGAAUCAGAACUGAUUGUCAAUGUUGUGAACUUAAAUGACCAUAUACCAAAAAUUCAGUUGCAUUCUCCAUUGAAAUUCAAACAGAAUGAUCGGAGUUUUUAUUUUGGUAGCACCUUGGGUGACAGUCUACAGUCUUCACGAUUUCAUUUAACUAUUGUCAUCAAAGAGAACGGUCCACCUGAUCAGUUGGUUGCCACGGUGACGGUAACGGAUAAAGAUCUAACUGCUGAACUACGUGCAAGGGAACUAAACUAUGCGAGUUCAGUAAAAGAAAUGCCAGUUGUUUUUUCUCAACGUUCCUUACUAAAAUCAUCAUCGGAAAUGAACCAUUCACAAAAUUUUAGACAACCACAGAUUCUUGAACCAGUAUGCAAAGUAAACCAUAAAGCAUUUCAAAUUAAUCCAUUACAGGUCGGUGAGAACUUAAUGGAGAGUGGAAGGCUAAGGUACAAAAUUAAUUUAGCUGGAGUUUCUUUAGAUAGAGAACAAGAAGCUAGAUUUUUUGUGCCCAUAGAAUGUCAUGACAAUGAUGACUACGAUAAUGGAUAUCCCUUUAAUGCAAGAAAUGACCAAGCUAUGUUACAUAUAUCGGAAUACAAAAGGCAUACUUCAACGGCUAUUUUAGAAGUUAUCGUCGCAGAUGAGAACGAUUGUUCUCCAGUUAUUAAAGGGCCUUUAACAGGUACCCUAGAGGAGGCGGCACCUAUUGAUACUGUUGUUCUUAAGCUAAGUGCUGAAGAUGCUGAUGACCCGACAACAAAUGCUGGAAAUUUAGGUCUUCGUUACAUGCUACUUGGUGAAGGCCAACCUCAGAUUACCAUUAGUAAACAAGAAAACUCUGAUGAAGAUGGAUCUACAAAACUCCAAAAUUUGAAUUUACCACCGCAACCAUGGUUUCAGUUAAAUUCGAUCACUGGUGAACUAAAAGCUUUGGUGAUUUUUGAUAGAGAAAUGAUAAAAUCAAUCUCUUUGCCUAUUGAAGUUCGUGAUGGAGGAGACAACAUAAAAAGAAUACCCAAUAUAUUUAUUGAGAACGCUACAACUAAAGUUAACAGCAUUAAUGCUACCAUAACAAUCGAUAUUAUUGACGUUAACGACUGCAUACCUUCAUUUACUCAACAAAUAUAUGAAUUCAACAUUAGUGAAGACGCAAGGCCUCCAAUACGUAUAGGUAAAAUUGAAGCAUACGACUGUGAUAUAGACGAAACAAACAGAAAUCUUAAUUAUUGGCUUCAAUCAGUUCAACAUACCAUGCUUACUGAAAAGUCAAAUCUUCCAAUUGAAAAGGAUUAUUUUACUAAAAAUACUAGCUAUCUUCCAGCACAUUCCACUUUAACCAACUGGUUUUCUAUAUCAAAGUCUGGUGAUUUAUACUUUCGUAUGCCACAAAUAAAUUCUCAACUUAGUAGUUCUACUUUAAUUGAUCCAUUAAUGCCAUUAGAUCGUGAAAAAUUAGAAUUAAUCAUAAUGGAUUUAUUUGUUAAAGAUAGUGGUAAACCAUCAUUAACUGGAUCAGCUCAGAUUGUACUGAGAAUAUUAGAUGUGAAUGACAAUGCACCAGAAUGGGAAUUUCCAAGAGUUCAACAAAGAAUGAUUAAUCUUAGUACAGAUGCGGCUGUUGGACAUAGAAUUGUACAGUUAAUUGCUACUGAUCCAGAUGAAGGUCUACGAGGAAAAGUGACAUAUAAUUUACUCAGUGGUAAUGAGGGUGGACAAUUUGAACUGGACUCAGAGAGUGGAUGGUUAUAUUUAGCUCAACCAUUAAUAACAUAUUCUUCGACAGUUGAAUCUAAUGAUGAUACUACUCAUAAUAAUAAUAAUAAUAAUGGUCAACAGUCUAGCUCUAAAAGAUGGCAUUCUAUUACAACUUCAAUGUAUCGUUUAUAUUUACAAGCAACUGAUCAUGGUGUACCACCAAAAACUUCAUCAUCUGUUUUAGAUAUUUUUGUUCAAAAACCAUUUUUCUCUUCAUCUUCGUUAAAUGGACCACAAAAAUCUCGAUUAAAAAUUUACGACCAAAAAAGCAAUACAGCUAAUAAUCAUAAUAAUAACAAUAAUAAUAAUGGAAUGAAUGAUUAUGAAACAGAAGAAACAUUGAAAUUAUCAUCACAUUCUAUAAACAAUGAUGUAUCAAAUUUAUGGAGUUCUCAGUUGCAUCAAUCUCACAGAGGUCUACUACUUUCUUCUGAUUUAUUAAUAUUAAUUGCUAUGGUGAUAGCUACACUAGCCGCACUUGUUUUAAUUUUCAUUCUGUUUGUAAUAGUUCGAUGUCGUAGCGCAAAAACUCAACAAACAAUAAGAACAACUGAGUCUCCAUAUUCGUUUAAUGAUUCCCAACAUAAUCGAAUACACAAUCAACAAUCCCAACUUUCUUCUACUUCUACACAUUGUAAUAAAAAAUGGCAUAUUAAUUUUGGUACAUCAAGCGAUUUAAGAAGAAAUAAAUUAAAGAAAAUUCUUCCUGAAUCACAUUUCAGUUUAUCUCAAUGUUUACGUUCCCCCCAACAUGAUUGUACAUUACCUUGUCAUAAAAGUCAGACACUAAGAUCAGGUUGUCUCAGUGGAGCGAGAUACCCUUCGGAACAAGUGAAUCAAGAUGAUGACUGCAGAUUAACUCCAUUAUUAUUACCAAGUACUUCAAUGAAAUCCGACCAUCAAUCGGAUGAUGUAACUGUCUACUCAACUCGUAUUCCAGUAUCUCUUUCACUUCUUUCGUCUGGACCAAGCAGUUUGGAUGAAAACUACAAGUCAAAUGAUUACAGUAUCUUACUGCAUACUGGACAUUUCAUAGAACCUAUUUUAGCUCAACCACAAUGUACUCACCGUUAUUUAAACAAUGUUCAAUCAUUCAAACAAAAUUACGGAGGGAAUGACAAUGAAAAUUGGCUUCGAUCUAAUCCUACUUGUACUUUAUUAUCAACUAGACAACCUCUCUAUUUAGAUAACAAUACUAAUAAUAGUGACAAUAAUGUAAUUUCAUCGAAUACAUUUACUUCACGUAGUACACCUCAUAUCACUGUCUGUCCACUUAAUACUAAUAAUACAGCAGAUGAUAAUAAUGUUAAUGAUGUUAAUACUGAUAAUAAUGGAAUGAAGAACAAUUUAAGUGACCAAACAAAAUCAAUUUAUUUAACUGGUAAUGAACAAGUGAACAAUUCAAUGAAUCACACAUAUACACCAUUGAAAUGUAAUCAACAUUCCGUUAGUACAUCAGAACAAAAACUUACCCGAGAUAAUCAUAAUUCCAGUUUUGUUUAAAUGAUUUAUUAUAUAUAUAUAUAUAUAUAACUAUAUAAAAUAUUUUAUAAAACACAUCCUUUUAUCCCUGUUAAUUUUUAAUAUUAACAUAUAUACAAGCGUAUAGUAGCUUAUUCCAUGAAGUAUUAAUUUAGUUUACAAUCUACCUGGUGUAUGUCAACUUUUAUUCCGUUCAUUUUCUUCAGUUAAAUGUUACAAUAUAUAAUGUAUUAAAUUUUUAAUUGAAUAAUUAAUUUCUUAAAAUUAUUUAUUAAUUAGAGACGUUAAAGAGAUGA